This is a messenger RNA of Tremella mesenterica DSM 1558, 318 nucleotides long. RefSeq lists its product as uncharacterized. The transcript is spliced from 4 exons. The annotation marks the transcript as partial. NCBI's taxonomy places the organism in Eukaryota, Fungi, Basidiomycota, Tremellomycetes, Tremellales, Tremellaceae. The record is from RefSeq and is a predicted model, not a curated record.
UACGCAGCGGCAGCAACGGUACCAUUGAUCAAAUCACCUUCUCUUUGGCUUCCCAAACCUGUCGAACUUCCAAACGACAUACAUCCCCUUCCAGAAGAUAUAACAGCCUAUUUCGUCUACCCAUUCACAUUGGAAGAACAUGUCCUCGGUCUACGUCCAUCACCACACGAAGCUAUAGCCCAGAGAAGAGCUAGGAACGCUUCCAUACUUCAUCAACGUGAACAAGAGGAAGAACAGAAAGAACGAGAGGCUUUACAUAGAGUAGCACCGGGUUAUAACCCCAGUGCGGUAUUGGUACCUACUUCCGCUUCCACAUCA